Debaryomyces fabryi is the source of this 2289-nucleotide messenger RNA. RefSeq lists its product as uncharacterized. The coding region runs from base 1 to 2289 and encodes 762 amino acids. Gene Ontology annotation, molecular function: protein binding. The transcript has a single exon. NCBI's taxonomy places the organism in Eukaryota, Fungi, Ascomycota, Pichiomycetes, Serinales, Debaryomycetaceae. The record is from RefSeq and is a predicted model, not a curated record.
AUGCUGCAAAUAUGGCAUAACCAUCAAACAAUUGCCCCACCAAAGGGGCCAGAUGCAUUGACGAUCUACGAAACGCAUGGAACUAUUCCUCUUUAUAAUACAAGGGCUACUAUUGUCCCUUGCUCAGAUACAGAUUAUGUAUUUUUAUUUGGUGGUUUUGAUGAAUUGGAUAAUCUAGAUAGUAACGUCUACCUCUUGAAUAUGGAAAGUAAGAGAUGGGAGGUUGAUGAUAAGCAUAUAGGAUUAUUUCGAGAAGGCCAUCUGGCAGUCUAUAUAGGACAAGGCAAUGUCUUAGUUUUUGGGGGUAUUCCUGAUGAAUUUCCUGAAUCAAUGCAAAGGACAGCAGUAUCAGAUGAUUCAACAUUCAGAAAAGAUAGCUUAAUGAUGAUAUAUAAUGUACAUGACAAAACAUGGAUAGGCCCACCUAGUUUCACAUUGAAUAAUGCGCCAUCUUCUAGAUACCGUCAUGCUUGCUGCUUAUCGCCUGAUGGUUCUAAGGUUUAUAUCAGUGGUGGCUUGGUUGAUUCUAUGCCAUUAGAUGAUUUGUAUUGCUACGACCUAGUUUCUGGAGUUUGGAGCGGACCUAUAAAAUUCGUUUCAAGAUUUGAUCACUAUAUUAAAGUCUACAAAGAUAAAAUAUUCGCAUUCGGUGGAUUGGACAAAGACAUGAAUCAUGUAGUUGAUUGCAUGACAUAUAUUUCCUUGAACGAUCAAAGUAUCGGAAAGGUUUCCUUAUUACGAAAACCUGUAUUCAAUGAGUCUCAUGAAGAUAAAAAUGAGUUGAAACUUGCCAAUGAAUACCCUUAUCUGCAAAGUGGAGGCUCCAUGUAUGAAAGAAUUUAUACCGGGGCAAAAAUAUUCCCUUCAACAGAGAUUGAAAUAAGUUUGCCACAGGCCAGCUCACAUAAUGAUUAUAAUAUAUCGUAUUAUGAUCUAGCAGAUUUUAAGCAUAUUCCUUUAAUUAAUCGGGAAAUUAUAGAACUUACUUUGGGGCUGAAAAAUAAAAAUAUAGCUACGUAUUCAUGGAAGCAUGCAUUUGUGAGAGGUCUGGAAUCUUUAUUCUUAUUAGGCCUGACAGUUGAAUCAUAUCUCAGACAUGAUGGAUCGGAAAAUAAUUUUGAGGACGAGAAUAAUGGUGGAGAUGUAAUAACAAGUCCAAGUGAGAGAGAGGAUGACGAUCUGACGCAAGACCAUGAAAAUGAUUAUAAUCACGAUCUUGAUCUUGAUCAUGAUCAAGAUGAUGAUAAUGCAAAGCUUCAUUCACUACUUGAAAUUAAGUUAUCAGAUUUAGGCAUUUCUGAACCUGAAAAGAGUCUCCCAUCUAUGUCUGAUGAUUUCCUUAAUUUACUCAUCAAUGAGGAAUUCACAGAUUUUGAAAUUAUCACCUUCAAAGACGAAGUGGUCAUGGAGGAGUAUAACAAAUGUCCAGAUAAAUAUAUUGAUAUAAUAAAUAACUCGAUUACGAACCAAGAGAUACUUAGUGAUACUCUAAAGAGUAUCAAAGUUCAUAAAUCUAUUCUAUUGGCUAGAUGGAAGCAUUUUAGAAGGCUCAUUGAUAGCGGCAUGACUGAGGCAAUAUCAAAUAAAAUGUUUAUUCCUGAACCUUACUCGUGGGUAAGGGGCCUUGUGUUUUAUUUGUAUACUGACAAGAUCGAUUUGAGAGAAUUUGAACUGCCGUUAUGUACACUAAUCGAUUAUUCUGGUGUACUUAUUUUAUCAAAUUUGUACGAGUUACCACAACUAAGAGUGAAAUUAUUGUCAUUUUUAUACAAGAAGUUGAGUGAUUUUGUUGUCGAGAAUACAUGUAAUGAUUUAGAUGAUAUUUUAGACGCUAUCUUAAAAAUUUGGAUGAAUGGGUUGAUAUCAAAUGAAGAAAUUUUGGUUGCAAAGAUAAUUGAGAUUAUACGGAAUAGUUGGUCUGUGUUUAUUAAGUCCACACCAUUUAUGAAUUUGCCCAAGUCCUUAAUUAUUAAGUUAUGUCAAGAUUGCGCUGACAUUUUUCCGAAUCAUAAUGCAACAGCAAAUAGUAAUAAAGAGAGUACAGACAACUUACUCCAAUCUCUAUCUAAUCACAAAACUUCCGAUGAUUCAAUUGAAAAUCUGCAUGAUGAUUCGAACUUGGGAACUCCAACUAGUGGAAGUAUUCGUGAGCUUCAUUCUAACUCACCAUUUCUUAAAACUACUAAUGAACCUUCCCCUCUUAAAUCUCCUCAACACAUCAAUGAUACAACAGACUUUCCAAAACUACAAUUCCUUUCAAAUGUUCUUAAUGAUAAUUUAAAAAAUUAG